UUGGGAAUCCAGUUUCUUAUAAACCUGCUUUCUCUUUUCUUCUUUUCUUCUUCUCUGCCGCUCUGAACAAGAAGUAGCUUCCGAGGUUUUGGGAUUCAUUCAGUGUAUUCUAGGGCACCACUUUUCUUUUCUUUCACCUGAAGCCACCUCAGCUCUCACUUUGCCUCCUUCGAUCUUCGUUCUUCUAUGGAAGCUAGGGCCUGAAUCGCUCCACUUCUAAAUUAGCAACCGACAAAAUGUUCUUCAGCGGCGAUCCUUCUACGCGGAAGCGCGUCGAUUUGGGCGGUCGCAGCUCCAAGGAAAGGGACAGGAAGAACCUUCUAGAACAGACUCGCGUCGAACGCAACCGCCGCCUCUGGCACCGUCAACAGAACUCUGCUGCGCUCAAAAUUCAGAAAUGCUUCAGAGGGAGAAAAGAUGUCAGACUUGAAAAGUCUAGGUUGCGAGAGCAGUUCUACAAGACCUAUGGCAAGUACUGCCAGAAUGUAGACAGGAAUUCUUUCUGUGUCAACUCUGAUUUCCUUCGCCAGUUCCUUUAUUUCUUUAAGGCAGACAAUAUAGAUGAUUUUUUAGUUCUCGUGCAGAUAUGCCGAUUGCUUCAGCAGUUCGUUCACGAAGAUGGGGAUGUUGUCAAACAUUUUGCUGGUGUGGAUUACUCAUCCACGGGUGGUUUGGUGAAUUACCGAGUGAAGCAACUUGUAUAUUCUUGUAUUUGUGCACUACAUCAGAAUAGAAAUCAGUUGAAGGAUCAGCUUUUAUUGAGUCCUGAGGAAUUGGAUGCGUCGGCUGUGCCUUUAUUGGAAGUUAUAGUAUUGUUAAUUGAUCCCAAAUUGCCAUGGAGCUGCAAGAUAGUAGGAUAUCUCUUUCAAAACAAUGCAUUAGGGCUACUCAGAGAGAUUAUCCUUACAGGAAAGGAUAAUGCAGAAAAUUAUUUUCCCAUUGGAAAAGGAUCAUCGUUGGAGCGUCUUCUUAUGGUUGUAAUUUGUCACAUUGGUCAGAAACCAUGUGUUUGUUCAGAUAUCAAUCCAAGAUAUAGCUUUGCAUCACAGAUCAUUACUAUUCCAUUCGUGUGGCAUCUCUUCCCAAACUUAAGACAGGUUUUUGCAGCAGAGGGCAUGAGUCAACAUUAUAUUCAUCAUAUGGCAACAUUUGGGCAAAAUCUAAUCAAUUCGCUACCCAAAGAUAUGUCAAAUGAAGUUCCUAGCUAUGCAUGUAUGCUUGGAAAUAUAUUAGAAACAUCUGGAGUUGCUUUAUCUCAGCCUGCGUGUUCAUUUGAUAUGGCCGUAGAUCUUGCUGCUGUUACUACCUUUCUAAUGGAGGCACUUCCUUCUGUGAGAACAUCUGAUAAUAGAGAAAGUUCAAUGAUUCUUGAUGAUGAUAUGAUUGAAGAUGAAGCAGCUGCGGAAGUAGCUUUAGAUAAGAAACUGGAGCAGCAGAUUUAUAAUGCCAUAAACCCUCGCUUCCUUCUACAUCUGACAAAUAUACUAUUUAGAGAGCUUUCAUCUGUCAAUGCUUUAGAGUAUGGACCGGAUGAUAGAGAGGUGGCAGCUGUUGGUGCAGCUUGUGGGUUUUUGUAUGUUACCUUCAACAAACUUCCCAUGGAACGGAUUAUGACUGUGCUUGCUUACAGAACUGAACUUGUUCCUAUGCUUUGGAAUUUUAUGAAGCGGUGCCAUGAAAAUAAGAAAUGGUCAUCUUUGUCUGAGUGGUUAUCAUACCUCUCAGGUGAUGCACCUGGUUGGCUGUUACCACUGGCUGUAUUCUGUCCUGUCUACAAGCACAUGCUUAUGAUAGUCGAUAAUGAGGAAUUUUAUGAGCAGGAGAGGCCACUGUCACUGAAGGAUAUCAGAAGCCUUAUCAUUAUAUUGAGACAGGCUUUAUGGCAGCUGCUGUGGGUAAAUCAUACCACAAAUCCUAAUUUGCUGAAAUCUGCUUCAGCCAGUUCGGCUAGUAAGAGGCAGUCUGUUGAAGCUAUUCAACAGAGGGUUAGCAUUGUGGUUUCUGAGCUUCUUUCACAGCUGCAAGAUUGGAACAACAGGCGGCAGUUUACAUCCCCCAGUGAUUUUCAUGCAGAUGGGGUGAAUGACUUUUUUAUCUCCCAGGCUGUAACAGAAAACACACGAGCAAAUGAAAUUUUGAAGCAGGCCCCUUUCUUGAUACCAUUUACGAGCAGGGUUAAAAUAUUCUCUUCUCAACUAGCUGCAGUUAGGCAAAGACAUGGUUCUCAGGCUGGAUUUACUCGAAACCGGUUCAGAAUAAAACGAGAUCGCAUUUUAGAAGAUGCUUAUAAUCAAAUGAGUCAGUUGUCCGAAGAUAAUCUUCGAGGACUGAUUCGUGUGACUUUUGUCAAUGAAUUUGGAGUUGAAGAGGCGGGAAUCGAUGGUGGUGGAAUAUUCAAAGAUUUUAUGGAGAACAUCACACGUGCUGCCUUUGAUGUGCAGUAUGGAUUGUUCAAGGAAACAGCAGAUCACCUGCUUUAUCCGAAUCCUGGAUCAGGAAUGAUACAUGAACAACAUUUCCAAUUUUUCCACUUUCUUGGCACUCUUCUUGCAAAGGCCAUGUUUGAAGGAAUUCUGGUUGAUAUACCAUUUGCUACAUUCUUCUUGAGCAAACUUAAACAAAAGUACAACUAUUUGAAUGACUUGCCUUCCUUGGACCCAGAAUUAUAUCGCCAUCUUAUUUUUCUCAAGCAUUAUGAUGGUGACAUAUCAGACUUGGAAUUAUACUUUGUGAUAGUAAACAAUGAAUAUGGUGAGCAAACAGAGGAGGAACUGCUCCCGGGGGGAAGGAAUCUACGUGUUACUAAUGAAAAUGUCAUUACUUUUAUUCAUCUUGUAGCAAAUCACCGCUUGAAUUUUCAGAUACGCCAACAAAGUUCUCAUUUCUUGAGGGGAUUUCAGCAACUUAUUCAGAAGGAUUGGAUUGACAUGUUUAAUGAACAUGAACUUCAGCUUUUGAUAUCAGGUUCACUGGAGAGCUUGGAUGUCGAUGAUCUGCGGCAGCAUACCAACUAUGCAGGAGGCUAUCACAGUGAUCAUUAUGUGAUUGAGAUGUUUUGGGAGAUUCUCAAAGGCUUUUCAUUGGAAAACAGGAAGAAAUUUCUGAAGUUUGUGACAGGUUGCUCUCGUGGACCAUUGCUGGGUUUCCGAUAUCUUGAACCUUUGUUUUGCAUACAAAGGGCUGCUGGUACUGCAUCGGAGGAAGCUCUUGACCGAUUACCAACGUCAGCUACUUGUAUGAAUCUGCUAAAGCUUCCACCUUAUCAAAGUAAGGAGCAAUUGGAAACCAAAUUGCUUUAUGCCAUAAAUGCCGAUGCUGGUUUUGAUUUAAGUUAAAGGGGGUAAUGCAAAUCGGAAAUUUUAGCUGGAUGCUGUUGGAGGAAAGAGGAAUGGCUUAUGGACACACUGUUAGAGCGGCAUGGGAGACGACAAAAUAAUCAGAUGGCAGACAACUAAGAAUAAAAUUAUUAUUAUUAUUAUUAUUAUUAUUAUUAUUAUUAUUAUUAUUAUUGUAUAUUGUAUAUAUAUUCCUACAUGAUAUUGCUCAUCAAUGUAUUCUCUCUCAAUGUACAUAUAUAAAGUGUCAUUGGAAACUGUAAAAUCAAUUCAAUUAUGUUUUUAAUCAUAAUUGAUUUGUUCUAUUCUCUGAUCAUUAAUUAAUUAAAAUAGCACUCCACACCUCCAGUGUUCAAAUGGAAAGAGAGUUGCUGGAACAUUUUGACGAAAAAAUGAAAAGAUUUGUACACGCACACAAAGGAGAGACAAUAAUUUGUAUUUAUGAAUUUGCAAAUGCUAACAAAAGCAUCUAUGGAAGUAGGAAACUGAUUUUCUAAUA
Arachis stenosperma is the source of this 3834-nucleotide messenger RNA. Its product is annotated as E3 ubiquitin-protein ligase UPL6. Gene Ontology annotation, molecular function: ubiquitin protein ligase activity; protein binding. The record is from RefSeq and is a predicted model, not a curated record. Gene Ontology annotation, biological process: protein polyubiquitination; ubiquitin-dependent protein catabolic process. NCBI's taxonomy places the organism in Eukaryota, Viridiplantae, Streptophyta, Magnoliopsida, Fabales, Fabaceae. Bases 237 to 3335 code for a protein of 1032 amino acids. The transcript is spliced from 26 exons.